Molecule: messenger RNA, 2005 nt
Organism: Paramisgurnus dabryanus
Lineage: Eukaryota; Metazoa; Chordata; Actinopteri; Cypriniformes; Cobitidae
Gene: mymk
Product: myomaker, myoblast fusion factor
Cellular component (GO): membrane
Source: RefSeq, a predicted model, not a curated record
UGUGAACACAGCACUGAAACUAAAGCACUUAAACUUCCUAUUUUGUUCACCUACUACACCAUGAAUUUUCAGACAGCUUACUCACUUGACCUACUGUCACAUUUUGCAUAUUUGUGCCGGCAAGUUGGGUGUGUUCCUGUUCCAUAAAUGGCUUUACAAAAAAGCACCAUAUGACGGCAAGGUCUCUCCCAGUAGCCUAUCCUGACAACUGCUGUGUCUGAAUGGCACAUGCUGACUUCUGUGAGCCCUUUAAACUUUAAAGGUCCACAAGACACCCAGCUGCCUGUGUGCUUGAAAGAUUUUCUGCUCAUUUUCACGGUCACUUCUCAAAAAGAUUUGGCUGAACUAAACACGCAGAAGAGUGCCCCCGAGCUUUUUCCAGCAAUCCAGAGGUCCAUUAUUUAAGUCAGAAUGGGAGCGUUUAUUGCCAAGAUGUUGUUGCCCACCAUCAGCAGUCUGGCGUUCUUGCCUGCAGCCAGUGUGGCCGCAAAGAGAGGCUUCCACAUGGAGGCCAUGGUCUAUUUCUUUACAAUGUUCUUCACAGCGAUUUAUCAUGCAUGUGAUGGACCGGGACUGUCCAUACUCUGUAUUAUGAAGUAUGAGAUACUGGAGUACUUCACCGUGUAUGGAACAGCCAUCUCUAUGUGGGUCACACUGUUAGCACUGGGAGAUUUCGAUGAACCCAAGCGCUCAUCACUUACAAUGUUUGGGGUGCUGACUGCAGCUGUGAGGAUCUACCAAGACAGAUGGGGCUACGGCAUCUAUUCUGGUCCCAUCGGUACAGCUGUCUUUAUGAUAACAGUGAAAUGGUUGCAAAAAAUGAAGGAAAAGAAAGGACUUUAUCCAGACAAAAGCGUUUACACUCAACAAGUAGGACCGGGAUGCUGUUUUGGUGCUCUUGCUUUAAUGCUUCGCUUCUAUUUCGAGGAGUGGGAAUAUGCUUACGUCCACAGUUUCUACCAUGUGUCAUUGGCUGUUUCUUUUAUUCUGCUCCUGCCCAAGAAGAACCGGUACGCCGGAACGGGACGAAACGCGGCCAAGCUCAACUGCUACACCCUCUGCUGCUGUGUAUGACACAUCUUUUUAUCCGAGCGGGCCGAAAUUCACCCUGACAAACAAUGUCGUUGUGAGCAUUUUAAGGGACAGUUCACCACAAAAAGUGCUGUCAUGAUUUACUCAAAUCUCUUGCUUUUUCAAACCUGCAUUUGAAAAUGUACCGCUCAAUUAAAUAAAUGGCGACUGUGGCUUUCAAGCGGACACAAAUGUACUAAAAUACUUCAUGAACUAAGCUUAUGACUUCAUGAAAAUAUAGUGCAUCUUAUAAAUAAAGGUGCUACAAACGGUCAACAAACCCAUUUUUACAGUGUAAGAGCGUAUGGAUCACUUUGUGUUACCUUAUGGUGCCUUUGUGUCCUUUUUGAAGCUUUAGCUUAACAUUCAUUCUUAAUUGCAAGUUUAAAAAAAGUGAUUGGUACAUUCUUAACAAUUUUCCAAGACGAAAGCCAUGCGGGUUUGGAACGGCAUGAAGGCGGGUAAAUUAUUUUCAUUUUUAGGUGAACUAUUCCCCUAAUUUGCCAAAAACCAUAUUAAUUGCACUCCUAUUUUUCUAAUGGCAGACAUCGCAACCGCCAAUGAAAGAGAAAGCACGGACUGUCUGGACCACUCCUCAAAAACUCUGGAAGCGGACCGGUGGUCCUGGCCUACCAUUACACAAAUCUCAGCCACGCACCAUGUAACGCAAGAAACUGUGUCUGCUGAGAGCAGCCUGACAGCGAGGACAGUUAUACGACCUCCCAACAGGCCAAGUAUGCUUUGGACAACUUAUUUCCAAGGAUUGAAUGAUGCCCUGCUUGUCAAGUGUCUGUAGUGAAAAACGGGUUGCGAAGGCCUGGUCCUAGCGAUGGCAGAAGAAAGGACCGAACGUACCGUAAAAGUCCAGCUGGAAAGUUUACGAGUUAGAAAAAACAGCAGACGUGUUAUCUGUCCAAAAUGAAUAAAGGUUGCU